AUGCAUCCUAAGGAAACCAUUCAAGAUAUGCUAACCCAUUUUACUAACAUCAUAAAUGAGUUGGUUUCCCUUGGUAGACAGAUUCCUACAUAUGAGCAGGUUAGGAAGGUUCUUAGAAGUCUUCCACAAGAUGAGAGAUGGAGAGAUAAGGUGACAACCCUUCAGGAAACGAAGGACUUUACAAAAUUCAAUAUUGAACAACUAGCAGGUUCUCUCAUGACUCAUGAGCUACACCUUGGAGUCAACAAUGAACCCAUGAGGAACAAGGGAUUGGCUCUUAAGGCUGAUGUGGAGGAAGACUCAGAAGUGGACGAGGAUGAGGCUGCCCUAAUUGUGCGAAGAUUCAAAAAGAUGUUCAAGAAAGGCCGAACCUCAAGGAACUUCGGGAAAAAGACCUCAAAUACAAAGCCUGACUACAGCUGCCACAAGUGUGGAUCCCCAGAUCACUUUAUCAGAGACUGUCCCCUUUGGGAAAAUGAUAAAGGGAAAGGAAAGGCUAAGGAACAGGGAAGAGAAAAAUUCAGCAAAGCAAACUAUCAAAAUUCAGACAUGAGGAAGGCUUACCUUGAGGAACUUCAAAAAGAGGUAUUUCUUGAUCCUAAACAGCUUAAAACUCUCUCUAAAGAUGUCUUGAUAGAUAUAUGUCUAGAAGAAGAAGAAUUCUUUAGAGAUACAUGUGUGAAGUUGAAUAAAUGUGAAAAAGCUCUUAAGGUUUGCAGAGAACAUGAUACCUGGUUGGAAACAGCCUAUGCCAAGUCUCAAAGCAAACUAAGAGAGCUUGAUUUUAAAUACAAACACAUAACUGAGAUAGCUGAUAUAAUUAAGAAUGAAAGUAUUCUCCUCAAUGUUGAAUUAACUCAGUAUAAGCUUAUAAAUUCUGAUAUCAGUUCUAGCAGUUCCUCAAGCGAUCAGUUGCUUAAAUUCAAUGUUGAUUUUGAAAAUUUGAAAAAUGAGCUUUCUACUUUAAAAACCCAAAAGGAUCAACUUGAAUCGGAACUGAAUGCUAGAAAGGAUAGAAGUAUUGACCCAAAAGUCAUACCUAAGUGGAUAGCCGAAGCUCAAGGAAAAAGAACUGAAGGCCUUGGUUAUAUGACAAAGAAGAAAGGUCCUAGUGAGGGGAACAACUCUUGGUAUCUCGACAGCGGUUGUUCAAAGCAUAUGACAAGUGAUAAAUCAAAAUUCCUCUCACUAGAAGACUACCCUGGAGGAACAGUAACCUUUGGGAAUAAUAAGAAGGGCGAGAUCAUUGGAAAAGGCAAAAUUGGAAGAUCUAAAUCUCAUUCCAUUGAUAAUGUGUUCCUGGUCGAGGGCUUAAUGCACAAUUUUCUCAGUAUAUCACAAUUCUGUGAUAAAGGAAACUUUGUAAGUUUUACUUCGGAUUCUUGCAACAUCAUCAACAACAAGUCAGGAAAGGUUGUUCUAGAAGGAACAAGAAGAGGGAACACUUAUACAGUUGACCUCAACUUAAUCCCAAGGAACGACCUUACAUGUCUGAGUAUUGUUGAAGAUGAUCCCCUGCUAUGGCAUAAACGUUUUGGACAUGCUAGCUUUUCAUUACUAGAAAAGCUGAGGGCAAGGAACUUGGUUGUAGGACUUCCUAUUAUCAAGUUCCUACAGAACAAAGUUUGUGAUGCAUGUGUGAAAGGCAAGCAUGUUCGCUCAUCUUUUAAAUUGAAGAAAAUGAAAAUACAGAAAAUCAGUGGUCACUUCAUAGUCCAUCUCAAAUCAGAUCACAGAACUGAAUUUGAGAACUCUAGAUUCGAUGAGUUUUGCAGGGAAAAUGGCAUGAACCAUAACUUCUCAGCUCCAAGGACUCCCCAACAAAAUGGAGUUGUAGAAAGGAAGAAUCGAACCCUUGAGGAAAUGGCUAGAACGAUGCUGAUUGCAAGUGGAUUGCCAAGGAACUUCUGGGCUAAAGCCGUGAAUACAGCAUGUUACAUCCUUAACAGGGUAACAAUCAGAAGUAUCAUCAACAAGACUCCCUAUGAACUAUUCAGGGGAAGGAAGCCAAACAUAUCUCAUCUUAAAGCCUUUGGUUGUAAGUGCUUUGUACAUAACAAUGGUAAGAAAAACCUAGGGAAAUUUGAUGAAAGAAGUGAAGAGGCUAUAUUUCUAGGAUAUGCCUCUGAUAGCAAAGCUUAUAGAGUCUACAAUAAAAGCUCAAUGUGUGUUGAGGAAAGCAUUCAUAUAAUCUUUGAUGAAGUUAACCAGUUUGUGAGUGUACAGGAACAAGAAGAUGAUAAUGAUUUUGAAAUUGUAUUGAUAAGAGACAGGGAUGAAGAGGAGACUCAAAAGCAAACCAAGGAAAAGCAGCCUGCUCCAGAAGAGGAACAUCUAGAAAAUGGAGAGGUUCCUCAACCAGAUGAACAGGUGAAUGAGGAACAAGAAGAAGAAGCAGAAGGAACAGAAAUAGAAGCUCCUCAAAUUGGAGUUCCAGCAAGGGAAUUCCAACCCAGGCCAUUCAGGUAUCGAGGUUCCCAUCAAACUGAUCUAAUUAUCAGUGAUAUAGGAAAAGGAACUCAAAACAAGAUCACAAAUGAGGAACUACUGCGCAUUCCAUGCAUUUCUGUCCAUUCUAGAGCCAAGAAAUCAUCAAGAAGCCUUGGGAGAUGUUGA
Chenopodium quinoa (quinoa) is the source of this 2616-nucleotide messenger RNA. RefSeq lists its product as uncharacterized. Bases 1 to 2616 code for a protein of 871 amino acids. Gene Ontology annotation, molecular function: nucleic acid binding; zinc ion binding. Lineage: Eukaryota; Viridiplantae; Streptophyta; Magnoliopsida; Caryophyllales; Amaranthaceae. The record is from RefSeq and is a predicted model, not a curated record. The transcript is spliced from 4 exons. Gene Ontology annotation, biological process: DNA integration.